CAUUCUCUCUCUCUCAUUUGCACUAACUGUGAAAACGAAGCUAAGCAAAUUGCACAAACAGUUGAAGACCAACAAAUGGGGCUGGGUUCCCAGGAUGCCAUCAACCAGUUGCAGACAUUCAUCGACCAGGUUGAGGAGCCUCUGCGUUCAACGUUUCAGAAUGUUCAUCAAGGAAAUGUCACUGAAACUUUAAUGCGGUUUCUUAAAGCAAGGGAGUGGGAUCCUUCCAAGGCCCACAAAAUGUUGGUUGAUUGUUUAAAGUGGAGAGUACAAAAUGAAAUUGACAAUAUAUUAUCGAAACCAAUUGUUCCUGCUGAUUUAUACAGAGGUGUGCGUGAUUCACAACUCAUAGGAUUGUCAGGCUACUCAAGAGAGGGCCUGCCUGUCUUUGCAAUUGGUGUUGGGCUUAGCACAUUUGACAAAGCUUCUGUCCAUUACUAUGUGCAGUCUCACAUUCAAAUUAAUGAAUAUCGUGACCGUGUUAUCUUGCCUUCUACAUCAAAGAAGCAUGGGCGACCUAUAACAACUUGUAUAAAGGUUUUAGACAUGACUGGUCUGAAGCUAUCAGCCCUGAAUCAGAUUAAGUUGUUAACUAUUAUAUCAUCCAUUGAUGAUCUGAACUACCCUGAGAAGACAAAUACUUAUUACAUUGUAAAUGCUCCAUACAUAUUUUCAGCUUGUUGGAAGGUCGUGAAGCCACUUUUACAAGAGAGGACAAGAAGAAAAGUGCAGGUGUUGCCAGGUUGUGGACGAGAUGAGCUGUUGAAUAUCAUGGAUUACUCGUCUCUGCCACAUUUCUGUAAAAAAGAAGGCUCUGGAUCAUCCAGACAUUCAGAGAGUGGAAGUGAAAAUUGCUAUUCCUUGGAUCAUCACUUCCAUCAACAGCUCUACAACUACAUCAAAGAGCAAGCCAGACUCCGUGAAGCUGUUGAACCCAUCAAGCAGGGAUCGUUUCAUGUAGAUUUUCCAGAACCUCCAGAUGAGGAAGUAGAAAUUGCCAAGACCAUAGAGUCAGAGUUACACAAGUUUGAGAACGGCAAUUGUGACUAAUACUUUUAUUUAGGAUCUCCAGUUGAGACCUCAAAAUAUGUAGAGGGGCUCCACAUCAGAAUUACUUUUAUCAGGAUUCAGCAAAAUUAGUUAGCGUUGGUUAUGUAUGUUAAGAGAAACUUGGGUAAUGAGCUUAAUGCGAAACCCAGCUUUUCAUCGUGUCACAAUGCAAGAGAGAAAUGUCAAAUAUAAUA
This is a messenger RNA of Abrus precatorius (Indian licorice), 1244 nucleotides long. RefSeq names its product phosphatidylinositol/phosphatidylcholine transfer protein SFH9-like. The record is from RefSeq and is a predicted model, not a curated record. The transcript is spliced from 11 exons. The coding region runs from base 76 to 1050 and encodes 324 amino acids. Lineage: Eukaryota; Viridiplantae; Streptophyta; Magnoliopsida; Fabales; Fabaceae.